Messenger RNA from Homarus americanus (American lobster), 2112 nucleotides. RefSeq names its product Kruppel-like factor 18. The transcript has a single exon. Bases 1 to 2112 code for a protein of 703 amino acids. The record is from RefSeq and is a predicted model, not a curated record. NCBI's taxonomy places the organism in Eukaryota, Metazoa, Arthropoda, Malacostraca, Decapoda, Nephropidae.
AUGUGUCCUGAAGACAUACUGCAGUUGACACAUCAUAACAGUAUGUGUUCUGAAGACAUACUGCAGCUAACACAUCAUAACAGUAUGUGUCCUGAAGACAUACUGCAGCUAACACAUCAUAACAGUAUGUGUUCUGAAGACAUACUGCAGCUAACACAUCAUAACAGUAUGUGUCCUGAAGACAUACUGCAGUUGACACACCAUAACAGUGUGUGUCCUGAAGACAUACUGCAGCUAACACACCAUAACAGUAUGUGUCCUGAAGACAUACUGCAGCAGACGCAUUAUAACAGUAUGUGUCCUGAAGACAUAGUGCAGCUAACACAUCAUAACAGUAUGUGUCCUGAAGACAUACUGCAGUUGACACACCAUAACAGUGUGUGUCCUGAAGACAUACUGCAGCUGACACAUCAUAACAGUGUGUAUCCUGAAAACAUACUGCAGUUGACACACCAUAACAGUGUGUGUCCUGAAGACAUACUGCGGCUGACACACCAUAAUAGUAUGUGUCCUGAAGACAUACUGCAGUUGAAACAUCAGAACAGUAUGUGUCUUGAAGACAUACUGCAGCUAACGCAUCAUAACAGUGUGAGUCCUGAAGGCAUACUGCAGCUAACACACCAUAACAAUGUGUAUCCUGAAAGCAUACUGCAGCUAACACAUCAUAACAGUGUGUGUCCUGAAGGCAUACUGCAGCUAACACAUCAUAACAGUGUGUGUCCUGAACACAUACUGCAGCUGACACACCAUAACAAUGUGUGUCCUGAACACAUACUGCAGCUAACACAUCAUAACAGUGUGUGUCCUGGAGGCAUACUGCAGCUAACACACCAUAACAAUGUGUGUCCUGAAGACAUACUGCAGGUGACACAUCAUAACAGUGUGUAUCCUGAAGACAUACUGCAGGUGACACACCAUAAGAGUGUGUGUCCUGAAGGCAUGCUGCAACUAGCACAUCAUAACAGUAUGUGUCCUGAAGGCAUACUGCAGCUGAUACAUCAUAACAGUGUGUGUCUUGAAGAUAUACUGCAGCUGACACACCAUAACAGUGUGUGUCCUGAAGGCAUACUGCAGCUGACACACGAUAACAAUGUGUGUCCUGAAGACAUACUGCAGGUGACACAUCAUAACAGUGUGUAUCCUGAAGACAUACUGCAGGUGACACACCAUAACAAUGUGUGUCCUGAACACAUACUGCAGCUAACACAUCAUAACAGUGUGUGUCCUGAAGGCAUACUGCAGCUGACACACGAUAACAAUGUGUGUCCUGAAGACAUACUGCAGGUGACACAUCAUAACAGUGUGUAUCCUGAACACAUACUGCAGCUGACACACCAUAACAAUGUGUGUCCUGAACACAUACUGCAGCUAACACAUCAUAACAGUGUGUGUCCUGGAGGCAUACUGCAGCUAACACACCAUAACAAUGUGUGUCCUGAAGACAUACACACCAUGACACAUCAUAACAGUGUGUAUCCUGAAGACAUACUGCAGGUGACACACCAUAAGAAUAUGUGUCCUGAAAACAUACUGCAUCUGACACAUCAUAACAGUGAGUGUCCUGAAGACAUACUGCAGCUGACACAUCAAAACAGUAUGUGUCCUGAAGACAUACUGCAGCUGAUACAUCAUAACAGUGUGUGUCCUAAAGACAUACUGCAGCUGACACACCAUAACAGUGUGUGUCCUGAAGGCAUACUUAAGCUGAUACAUCAUAACAGUGUGUGUCCUGAAGACAUACUGCAGCUGACACACCAUAAUAGCGUGUGUCCUGAAGGCAUACUGCAGCUGACACACCAUAACAAUGUGUGUCCUGAAAGCAUACUGCAACUAACACAUCAUAACAGUGUGUGUCCUGAAGGCAUACUGCAGCUGACACAUCUUAACAGUAUGUGUCCUGAAGACAUACUGCAGCUGACACACCAUAACAGUGUGCAUCCUGAAGACAUACUGCAGCUAAAACAUCAUAACAGAAUGUGUCCUGAAGACAUACUGCAGCUGACACACCAUAACAAUGUGUGUCCUGAAAGCAUACUGCAACUAACACAUCAUAACAGUGUGUGUCCUGAAGGCAUACUGCAGCUGACACCACCACAUAACACGGUGUCCUGA